Messenger RNA from Schistocerca nitens (vagrant locust), 1232 nucleotides. It is a transcript of the gene Surf1, whose product is annotated as surfeit locus protein 1. Gene Ontology annotation, cellular component: membrane; mitochondrion. The transcript is spliced from 7 exons. Gene Ontology annotation, biological process: mitochondrial respiratory chain complex IV assembly. Lineage: Eukaryota; Metazoa; Arthropoda; Insecta; Orthoptera; Acrididae. The coding region runs from base 215 to 1126 and encodes 303 amino acids. The record is from RefSeq and is a predicted model, not a curated record.
ACAGAUGUUUAUGGCAAUGUUUGGAUAGUGCUUUGAGUCAAGGUGCUUUGAGCAGUGCGUACACAAAGAAGAAAUGAAUUGAAGGUUUUUCUGUGUCGGCUAUGGUUUCUUGCAAACCAAUUAAAAGCUCUAUCACGUGAGCUUCCAAUGAAACAGAGAAUUGGCCCGAAUUGUGGCUAUUACAAUUUCUCGUGAAAAACUGAAGAAAAUAAACAUGUGGCGGUGCAUAUCAACUGCGAAACUUAAGUCGUUUGUCACCGAAGUUCGACCACCGGGAAAGAUGUUUCAGCAGAAAAGGGAAAACUUCCCACCUGUGAUGUUCCUUCGACAAACUCGACAUAAUGUUUCAACAGUUGAAACACGAUUUCGUAAAGCACAGGAUGGCAAUAAAAAACUGAAACCAUUUGCAUGGUUUUUGUUGCUCGUGCCGAUAACAACAUUUGCACUUGGAACAUGGCAAGUGAAACGCCGGAAGUGGAAGUUGGAUCUUAUUGCAGAUCUUGAGAGUAGAACAAAGCAGGCCCCAUAUGAUCUUCCUGAAGACCUUUCUGAGCUGGAGAAGAUGGAAUAUUAUCCUGUGCGAGUGAAGGGCAGGUUCGAUCACUCACAUGAGCUGUAUUUGGGGCCUCGAUCACUUAUUGUGGAUGGAGAUGCAGCAAAUCAAGGUAGUCUUAUGUCACAAAAUACCAAAGGACAGUCUGGAGGAUACUGUGUGGUGACACCUUUCAUACUGAGUGACAGAAAUUCCACAAUUCUAGUGAACCGUGGAUGGGUUUCCAGUAAACAGAAAAAUCCAGGAGCCAGAGAAGCUGGUCAGAUAGAAGGAGAACUGGAGCUUACUGGACUUGUCAGGCUAAGUGAAAAAAGAGCUCCUUUCAUGCCUGCCAAUAAACCAGAUGCAUGGUUCUACAGAGAUGUGGAAACAAUGGCAGAAGUACUUCAUACAGAUCCAAUAUUCAUUGAUGCCUCUGCAGAAAGCAGUGUUCCUGGUGGCCCACAAGGAGGACAGACAAGGGUCACGUUAAGAAAUGAGCAUCUUUCCUACAUACUAACUUGGUAUGGCCUUAGUGCAGCAACUGCUAUCAUAUGGUUUCGAACAUUCAUUCAUAAGACGGGAAAAUAUUAAUUUGCCACUAACAACCAAGUGUUUAUGCCUACAUGUGACAGUUCUGCUGCAAUAAUAGUGCCUUCAGUUUUAGGUAUGCUUAAUAAAAAUGAACAAACAGCAUUUA